AUGGAGGACACUAACAGAGAUAAGUCACCGCUUAAGGCGGUCCGCUGGGACGAGUCAUCGCAUUCAGGCUCCAGUACUCAGGUCGGAGUUCAGGUGAAACCGCGUAAGGGAAGGAAAAAGUCAUCUGCCGGUACUAGUCUUACGAAUUUUGAGUUACCAGUAACCAGCUGUGGCGAAUCAGCUGUUGACCUCGCUGAUGCGUUCGCAAUUCAUCCGCCUCCCGCGUUUCCACCGCAACAGCAGCAACAGGCAGAACAGCAGCAGGUUCAGUCUAGGGAAACCGGACGGUACACGCGUAGCGAGGCACCUUCGGGUGACCCGGAGAAGCAGGGCACGAAAACGACUCGUUCUCGACCUAAUAGCGGGGAAUUCGCGGUUGUAAAUACGUCCGUGGAAGGGCAGGCGGAGGACUCGGGGCGAACUGGCGGCAGCGGCGCAGGCAAAGGCGGGAAAAAGGGGCGGAAGAAGAGCCAGAGCGCCGCGUCGCUUCAGCCUUACGAGGCAGCACAGCCAGAUGGUUACAUGCAGCCAGGUGGUUACUCGCAACUUCAGGGGGGUUACCCGCAGAACGGUUACAACGCACAGCAGCCGCAGCCGCCGGUGACGCAGACCCAGGAGUGGCAAGACGAGUUGACGCUUUUAGCGGACGGAGACGAAAUUGACGAGCCUCGUUACCAGCCGUCCGCUGACUUCCCGCGUUCGCGAUCCGUUUCUGCCGGUACGCAUGCUUCUAAGCCCCUAAAGAAUGGGGUAUUCCUUCACGCACGGCAACAGACGGCGUUGGCGGAGAGCAUAGCGAAUCCCUAUGAUGCGGAGGCGGGAACAAACGAAAAGGGGUUCCAAACAGAGAGGGUUUCAAGUCAGGCGCCGCCAGCGGAGGUCAUGCUUCCGCGGAGCAAGUCGGAAGCGGGCAGGGGCGGGGUUGCGCUUAGGAGGGCGCGCGCCCGCGCGGGAGCAGUCACGAUUGGAUCGGUGGGUUCUGAGGCGGAACUCGCGCAAGAGGUCGUGCGGCGGGCGGCGCAGGGGGAACCGUCGGGAGAGGAGGGGAAUGCGCAGACGGGCGUGGUCGCACAGAAGGCGCGUGCGACGGGUGCGAAGGAGCGGAGGCGACGGGCGAGCGACGACAGCACCAGCAGCACGAGUGGCAGCAGGGGUAGUAGCGGAAGUUCGGUGGGGGGUAUGGGUAUGAUACUCUCCGACCCGCAGCAGCAGCAGCAGCAGCAGGAGCAGCAGGAGCAGCAGCCGCAGGAGCAGCAGCAGCAGCAGCAGACGAAGCAGACGAAGCAGCAGAAGCAGCACAGGAGAAGAAAGUCAGGGGGAGAUGUGACCGCUGUUGCUGCUGCAGCUGCCGCCGCUGCUGGUGCCGCACAGGCCGGGUCGUCUGCAGGAGGGGUGGGCAUUGCGGGUGGGGGCUAUGGAGGCCAUUCGGGUUUCAGGCAUUCAGAAGGCAAUGGUGCCGGGGGGAGUGUUGGGGGCUUUUCAGGUGGAGGCUUUCCUGGCGGAGGUCUGCAAGGAGGCAACGGUUUGGGGGGGGCUGGUGUCGAAGGGGGGCCUGCAGCACUGUAUGCGUCCCUGCUGGCUGCUCACCCGCCCCUGAUCUCCAAAUCCGGCAGACAGGUCGUUCGGUGCCAGUUGUGCGCCCAAAUGUUGGCAGUGCCGGCACGCCUCCAGCCGUCUCACAAGGGCAGGCAGAGGCUGCGGUGCGGCAAGUGCAUGCACGUGUCUAAGUAUGCUGUCACUCUGCUGCCUCCCAACACGCCCGGCCUGCCGCUGCUCAUCCCUGUUGAGAGCGCACAAGAGGAGGGUGAUACGCAGGCCCAGGACACGCAGCAGCAGCAGCAGCAGCAGCAGCAGCAGCAGCAGCAGCAGCAGCAGCAGCAGCAGCAGCAGCAGCAGCAGCAGCAGCAGCAGCAGCAGCAGCAGCAGCAGCAGCAGCAGCAGCAGCAGCUGCUGCAGGGGUUGGCAGCUCAGCAAUUCCUGCCUCGCAGAGCAUCACAGGGAGCACCAGGCGAAGCUCAGCCUUCAGCCAAGCACGUCCGCAAGUCCAGUGGCGGUUCUGACUCCAGUGCCACGGGCGUUUCGCCUGCUCUCAGAAUGACAAGUACUGGAGCUGCAGGAGCAGGAGGAGCGGUGGCAGCAGCAGCAGAUGAGAAUGGGGAGGAGGUGGUGCCAAGAACAGCAUCGGGGAAGCGGUUUCAGCGGCAGGCAUGGGACAUGCUGGCAACAAGGCGUGUCACGGUAGGUCCAGGAGGCAAGCUGUCCACCGUUCCAUCCUUUCGUGCUGCUCCUCAGUCACAGGGAGGGGCAUCAGGAGGCGGGGCGCCAGGAGAUGGUGUAGGUGAAGGGGGAGGGGAGGUGGAGCUGCGGCGAACAGCAACGGAGAGGAAGGGGCCGAGUGCGAAGGGCGUGGGAGGGGGAGCAGCGGUGCUGAUGCCACGGAGCAGGACGAUGAGUGUGGGUGGGGAUGCGCAGUACCGGCGAAAGGUGGUUGUGAAUGCGGUGCCUGUGCCGGACCAGAGGGUGCUUGUUGCAGAACAGAGGAUUGGGAAGAUCGAGCCUGGGAACUACUGGUAUGACUGCAGAGCUGGAUUCUGGGGACCUGUUGGGAGUGCGUCCUUGGGCGUCAUUCCAGCUUUCAUGCGUGAGCUAGGCAAUGCCCCCAUGCUCAUGGAUUGUUCGGGCGGUAAGAGCAAGAUUCUUGUAAAUGGACGAGAGCUGCAUCGAAAGGAUGUCAAGUUGCUGGCAGAGAAGGGGUUUCCUGAGACGUUGGGGGGCCGAUACACGCUGGAUGCGGAUGGCACUCUUGUCAACGAGUUUGGACGAGUGGCAGCUAACCUUGGUAACCUGUUGGAGGAUGACAAGAAGGAUGGCUUAUUUAUGAAAGCUGGGUCAGAGAUCAAGGGCCAGCGGGGUUCCAUGCACGUGGAUCCCAACACCAGCCUAGCGGCCCAGCGCGUGCUAGCGGCGCACAAGGCCAAGCACCUGCACGUGGAGGUCGAUUCUCCAUCAGGCGUUCCCCCGCACGGGGGGAACUCGGGCGGGGCAGUCGCGGCAGGAGAGGGUCCGGAGUUCCGCGAGGCGGCGCAACAGCAGCAGCAGCUCGCGCCAAUUCAGGCGCAGGCGGCUCCAGGCGAGGGGGCUGCCGUUCCGCAGCCGCUACUGUCAAAGUCAGGCCGGCCUGUUGUACGGUGCCAGUGGUGCUCCCAGAUGCUCGCCGUCCCGCCAAAACUGGAGCCGAGAGACGGAGUUCAGAAGCUGCGCUGCGGAAAGUGCCUCAAGAUCUCCAAAUUCUCCGUCUUCAUCCCUCCCGCCGGCGGCGUUCCCGUGCUCAUGCCCCUUUCCGCCUCCGGCCCUCUCCCCGGUCCGCCCUCUGUAGCUGGGCUGGUGCAGCAGAUGGGCGGGUUGAGCAUGGGUGAGUCGAUCAGUCAGCAGCCGUACGGCAUGGCCCCUCAGAUGCCACAGGGGAUGGGCCCGCAGGGAGGGAUGCAGCAGGGCAUGGGGCAACAGGGCAUGGGGCAACAGGGCAUGGGGCAGCAAGGCAUGGGGCAAGGCAUGGGGCAGCAAGGCAUGGGGCAGCAGGGAAUGGGGCAGGUGUACCAGCAGCAAGCUCAUGCACCUGCGCAUAUGCACCCUCCACAACAACAACAACAACAACAGGCGGCAUCUCAGUUUCAGCAACAGAUGGUUGCGGGAGCACAGCAGAAGUAUGCCAAUUUCGCACAGCCAGGCAUGGCUGGGCCUGGAGGCAUAGGGGGGCACCUGGAGAGCGAGGAGGGCUUGCCAAGGCAAGGGUCAGGGAAACGGUUCCCCAAGCAGCCGCCACAGCCCCCCAUGGACCCACAAGCUGCCACCAGGCGGUACCUCACAGGCCCAGGGAAGUCCCUAGCGGCUUCUAUCGGCUUUAGAAGCGGGUCUCUCAACGAGCACCAGAUGCAGCAGCAGCAGCAGCACGGGGGUGCGGGGAUGGGGCCUCCUGCAGACCUGCCCUUCAGGCGCACUGCCACGGAGUACAGUGGGCCGCCCGGGCGGGCAGAUGCGAUGACGGUGGCACCUAGAAGCUCCACGCUGGGCGGCGAGGGGCAGUACCGGCGCAAGGUGUAUGUGAACGGACAGCCUGUGCCAGACAAGCUUGUGUUCCUGGCUGAGAGGCGGAUUGGCACGAUUGAGCCAGGCAGCUACUGGUACGACUGCCGAGCUGGAUUUUGGGGCCCUGUGGGAGGGCCAGCUUUUGGAGUCACUCCGGCGUUUAUGAGAGAGUUCGGCAUGCAGCCAAUGCAGAGUGAUUGUUCUGGAGGCAAGACUAAGGUGUUUGUGAAUGGGAGAGAGCUGCACAAGAAGGACCUUGCUACUCUGAUGAAGAGGGGAUUUCCGGACACUCCUGGUGCUCGGUACACUCUGGAUGCGGAUGGCACAGUCUGCAACGAGGCAGGCCGACACCUCUUUGCCAUGGGAAAACUGAUGGUGGACAAGAAGAAGGGUAUCUCAGUCAUGGCGACCAGAUUAGCUUCUCUUGCUCUACGUGCAAGAAAGCAGGACUGGCUUAGACCUGGGACGUCCAGAUAUGCUUGGCUUCUAGAGAGACAGUUAACCACGGCUUCCAUAGGGGACAAACAAGACGAAAUCACAAGGAUCCCUCCUAGUAGUGCUUUACAGGAACCGGCUAGUCCUAAGCCGCCUGCUGGAUCAAGACCGAAGCUUCGGGCUUUGAUGCCAAAAGCAGACGGUAGCCUACCAGAGGCCGUCAAAGUCGCUGCUAAGGCCUGCGGAGUGCAAAACCCGGCGGUGAAACGAGUAGCAGAGGGCGUGACGUCUACCACACCCACCAGAGUUUUUGAAGUACCUGAGUUGAUCGAAAAUGACAAAGUGCUACCAGACAUGUCCCCAGGAGUGGUGCCUAAGGGUUACAUUGAUCCGGUUAUCCCUGAAGUGUGGGGUCGGGUCCAUUCCAUCGAGUCGUUUUCAGCAGUGGACGGGCCCGCCAUUAGAUCCGUAGUCUUCGUGCAGGGAUGUCUAAGGCGCUGUGUUUUCUGUGCCAACCCAGACACAUGGAGUGUGACAGCCAAGUCCCAACGGCUAUCAUCCAAAGACAUUGCUGCACGGUUGAAGAAAAAUUUGGCGUACUAUAAGGGCGGUGGUGGGGUGACUAUAUCAGGAGGGGAGCCAAUGAUGCAGCCUCACUUUUGCAGUGCUGUUUUCAAGGAGGCUCACCGAUUGGGAAUCACAACAGCACUUGACACAGCAGGAUACGGCAGAGCCAAAGACUGGGCUGAAGUUCUUCCACACACUGACACUGUUCUCCUGUGCACGAAAGCAAUGAACCCGAAGCUUUACUUUGACAUGGUACAAGUAAAGCAGCAGCUGUUCCUGGACUUUGCAAAAGCAGUGGGAGAUUAUGGCGUUCCUAUGGUCAUACGCUUUGCUAGGGGUCAACAAGUGGGAAGCAUUAGGGCUGAAGUAUCCUUUGGAUGGCAUGUGUCUGUCCCCUCGCCCGACAAUGCCGUCACGCGCAAUUUUGAAAUUGUUCGCGUGACGGAAGAUCCACAACUCUGGGCAGCAGCGGCGCUUCGAGCAGAUGCCUUAUGUGAAACGGAACCGCAUGUGAGGUUUGUGGACAGCUUCAAAAAAAGAUUCACUGAACAGGAAUUCCACUCGAUGAAACGGCGCAUAAACUCGACCACAGGUCAAUCAAUCCGCUGCGUCUGCCUUGCUGCUAUGCAAGCCCAACCAGGCGACAUCAACAAGCAGCCGUUCACCACUCACACGAAUGGCGCCUUAAUAAAGCUUGCUGAAUUAGCACAACCAGACAAAGUUGCUGCUCUGGAGCACAGGUUGGAGGACGCAGGAGCGGAGGGGGAUACUGUCAGUGUGCCAAAUGGAAGGCAGAGAGCAGGUGUAGCAGCCGGAAAGGCAGCAGGAGGGGUUGCAGCCAAUGGGGUUGAAGCGAGGCUAACAGAGUUGGAGAGAGUUGUGGGUACCCUUGACAUCAGCCUACGACGAUUGGGGUCUGAUGAGAUUUUUCCAGGGGUUGAGCGCCCUCGUGAGUCCUCCGGCUUCUUGGUAUCCCUGCCUUCCUCCGCCCUCACUGCUCUCUCCACCACGGCCAGCGGCCUGCAAGCUGCUGUGAGCGACAUCCAGUCUGCUGUCAUUGACAUUGGAUCCGCUGUGAACGGCAUUCAGUCUGCUGUGAAUGACAUUGGGUCGGCUGCAAACAGCAUCCAGUCGGCUGUGAAUGGUAUUGGGUCGGCUGCAAACAGCAUCAGCAUCCAGUCGGCUGUGAACGGUAUCGGGUCGGCUGUGAAUGGUAUCGGGUCAGCUGUGAAUGGCAUCCAAGCUGAAAUUCGCCGGUACCCUUCCAGCCUGCCAGCCUCUGCCUCCUCUCUCCUCAACAACGCCAUCUCUGACCUGCAGGAUGCAUGGCAGGCAGUGGUGCAGGAGAGUGAGGAGAGAGCUCGUCAGCUGACUGGCUUAGUGGUAGCUGAAGCCAUGCCUCCGCAACAAAAUGUGACGAGUCGGUCACAGCAGGCAGUCCAGCAGAAGCAGCCAAGUGCAGCAACGGAGCAGCAAUCACAAGAGCAGAAACAAGAAGCUUCAAUUGCAGGACAGCAACUACAGAAGCAGACAGAGCAGCAACAUCAUGAAUCUUUAGGGCAAGUGGCGUUGGAACGGCCAUACUAUGCGUACAUAUCAAAUGUGUGUGUAUCAAACAAAUUCAGGCGACAAGGGAUUGCUGCAGCUCUCAUGCGUGCUGCAGCUGACAUUGCAGCAGAAUGGGGUGCUGAAGAGGUAUACGUUCAUGUGCAUGCAUCGAACACAGCAGCACAUCAUCUCUACCACCAACUGGGCUAUCAACUUCUCGAGACCCCAGCAGCGCCCAGUGCCCACAUCUUCCCAGUAUGGAAGCCAUCCGGAAAUCAUGUUUCGCUUGAUGAUACUCUGCUGCUGCGGCUAGCACUCAGCGACGAUGCACAGUUGCGAAGAUAA
Closterium sp. Yama58-4 is the source of this 6981-nucleotide messenger RNA. The record is from the annotation of a GenBank genome assembly. NCBI's taxonomy places the organism in Eukaryota, Viridiplantae, Streptophyta, Zygnematophyceae, Desmidiales, Closteriaceae.